Messenger RNA from Aspergillus ruber CBS 135680, 3230 nucleotides. RefSeq lists its product as uncharacterized. The record is from RefSeq and is a predicted model, not a curated record. Bases 139 to 3147 code for a protein of 1002 amino acids. Lineage: Eukaryota; Fungi; Ascomycota; Eurotiomycetes; Eurotiales; Aspergillaceae. The transcript is spliced from 2 exons.
CAGGGAUAGUCAACCUUUAUUUCGUCGGUUUCGUUUUAUCUGAUUCUAUUAAAACCGCGAGAACGCCAUGUGCGAGUUUAGCUCUGACGUGAAAACGGCUAAACCUAUUCUUUACCCCUUUCGUUGACCGACACAGAGAUGCGCACUCUUACAUGGUUGGAGACCCUGCUGCUGGUCCCAGCAGUCCUAGGACGGAAUGACUACGGGUCAUUCGAAGACCCGGCCAACGAUGCACGUGUGAAAUUUCGAUACUGGCUCCCCGAUGCGAGCGUGGACUUCAGCACUGUCCAAAGCGACAUCGAAUCAGCUGGGUCGAUAGGAGCCGGAGGCGUGCAGCUACUGCCCCUGUAUAACUAUGGAGGAUCGCUGGCGCCGCCGCCAGAGGGUGCUGAUUGGGCGACGUAUGGGUUUGGUACGCCAGCGUUUAAUCGCAUGUUGAAGACUUCGUUGAAGGCUGCGAAGGAUGCGGGAAUGGUGUUUGAUUUUGCGUUGGGGCCGAAUCAGGGACAGGGCGUUCCGGCUGUUACUACGGAUGAGGGAUUGCAUUGGGAUCUGGCGCCAUUUAAUGCCAGUGUUCCUGCGAAUGGAUCCUACAGUGGCACUGCUCCUGGAUGGGGUACCGGUGAGCUAGUUGCGCUUGUUUCAGCAGAGGUUUUGUCCUCAUCAAUUAUCCAGAAUCCAGCAAGUACUACAUUCAGCACCCCAUCGACGAAUUCCACGCGCCUAGUUCUCCGAAGCGAUUCUCUUACGGAUCAGACGGAUAAGGUCCAGGGCGAUGGAAGCGUGAACUUGCGCUUCAACGCGACUGGUGGUCAAUAUCAUCUUUUCGCAUACUACCAGUACCAAGAUCUUGUGAAGAACCUAGAUAUCCAAACCAACACCACGGGAACAAUCUUCGACAAUGGUUCAUAUACAGUGGAUCACUUCAGCGCCCGCGGUGCGCAGACAACCAUUGAUUUCUGGGAAAAGCAUAUCCUAAACGAUACGGAGACCAAGGAGCUUAUAUCGGCAGUUGGAAAGUACGCUUGGGAGGACAGUCUUGAGAUAAAAUCCAAUAUUUCCUGGUCACCUUCGUUACCCCAGCGCUUUCGACAGAUGAACGGAUACGAUCUGCGGAAAUACCUGCCUUUGGUUCAGUUCGGUAACAAUAAUCCUGGUGUGCAACCCUCCUACCCUGGAGAUCUUGCUUGUGUUCUCAAUUCGGAAGACGCUGGGAAGGGCUUUGUCAAUGACUACCGUGAAGCAUUGGCUCAGGGCUAUCAAUCUUAUUUGAAGACUCUUACAACUUGGGCUGAGGGACUGGGCCUGGAGUACUCAGCACAAGUCUCAUACAACCUACCAAUAGACAUGGAGUCAAGCAUCGAGUACGUCAACGCACCAGAGUGCGAAAGUCUUGCAUUCAAUGACAACAUCGAUGGCUACCGCCAAUUCGCUGGUGUCGCCAACGUCGCUCAGAAACAGAUUAUCUCCAACGAAAUGGGCGGAGACCUGCGCAAGGCCUUCAAACUUACCGUUUCUCAUUUAUUGUGGCAGAUCAACAGUGCCCUUGCAGGAGGUGUGAAUCAGGUUGUCUUGCAUGGCCAGACGUACACUGGAAAUUACUUCGAUACGACAUGGCCGGGAUAUACUGCGUUUUUCAUGCUAUUCUCUGAAUCCUACAACGACAAGCAACCUGCGUGGCUGCACAGUUACCCUGAGGCAAUCGCUUACACCAGCCGAAACCAAUACAUCUUGCACCUCGGACAGCCACGAACUGAUAUUGCCUUUUUGAACAAGGCUUCUGCUACAGACCCGCAGGUGGGCACUGUGUACACUGGCCAGGACCUCAUCGAUGCUGGAUAUACAUACACCUAUCUUUCACCGGAUAAUCUCAACAUGACGGAUGCCCGUGUUUCUAAUGGCCUGCUUGCACCGGAAGCACCAGCAUACAAGGCAAUGGUCGUCACUAGCAAGCAGAACAUCACCUUAGAUGCCGUCAAGAAGCUGCAGAAAUUUGCACAGAAUGGCCUCCCUAUCAUCCUCAGCGGCGGUCUACCAGGAUACUAUGCCUCCAGAAAUGCCGCCGAAGGGAAAGCCGUUUCCUCAGCCUUGCAAAAGCUCAAAACCACCAAGAAUGUAUACACUGUCGGCACCCAUGAGAUUGCACAGAAGCUUACAGACCUGGGCCUCGCCCCUCGCAUCCGUGUCCAGACCAGCGGCACCUGGUACCCUGUCUUCAGAACAGAAAACGCCACCGACUACGUGUACAUCUUCUCAACGUCCAGCAGCGCUUCGUCGGGGAAUAUCACCGUGCAAACAACCAAGACACCGUAUUUCUUCGAUAGCUGGAGCGGCAAGCGUGCGCCGGUGCUGCAGUAUCAGGUUCAGAACGGGUCAUUAUCUAUUCCGCUCCGCCUGGCCUCGAACCAGACGGUGGUGUUGGCGUUUAGCAACGAGUUAGCAUCCGAGAUCGAUACACCUUCCGCACACGCGGUGAGCCUCCCAUCUAACGUCCUGGGAUACAACUACACAAAGACCAACGGUCUGGCUCUACACGUCGCUCCGUCCACCCCAUCGAGCACAAGCACAGUCAAACUUUCAAACGGCAAAACACACUCCCUCCCAAGAAGCAGCGCCACCCCUUUUAAGCUGAGCAACUGGACCUUAACCGCCGAACACUGGGAAGCACCAUCCAACUUCACCAACGCGAGUAUUCCCGCCGUGAAACAUAACACCACGCAUAACCUCCAGGGAACCCAUCUACCAUCCUGGCUCGAUAUCCAGGGUCUACGUAAUACCUCUGGCGUGGGGUACUACACGACGACAUUCACCUGGCCCUCCAGUAACGAAACCACCGGAGCAUACAUCUCCCUCCCGCGCGUUCCCCAAGGUCUCCAAGUCUCCAUAAACGACCAACGCCUCCCAGGUCUUGACUUCAGUAAUCCCAUUGCUGAUAUCGGAUCGUAUUUGGUGAAAGGGACGAAUAAGGUUGAGGUUGUCGUGCCGACUGUAAUGUGGAAUUAUAUUCGCAGUUUGUAUGAUAGGAUUCAAAUUGCUGGGUCGGAGCCGAUGUUGAGUAGUACCGGGGCGUUGCCGGAGAACGAGGAGAACGGGUUGGUUGGGGGAGUGAGGGUUUUGCCGUAUGUUGUUAGUAGGGUUGAUGUUUAGGUUGUUUCUUGUGUAUACAUGAUGUCGUUGGUUUUUAUUAUGAAUAGAGGUUACCAGAAUGAGUAGUCGUUGACUCUUAGGAC